UAAUAAACAAAACAAAGCGCAGAUGGUUAAGAUCCAUACGCUGGGGAGCAGUCCAAGAAUGUCUUAUUAAAUUCUAUAAACUUGUUAAUAUUUCCACUCUUGAAAAUUAAAUUUUAUUAAUUUUUUAAAAUCGAGCAAGUUUUAUCAACAAAAUUUGAAAAAGAUUUUUUUGUUUCCUAGCUAUGGUUUCUGUCAAAGUCUGUUUUGAUUAUGAACCGGAACAAGCAGAUGAAUUAGCACUCUUAACUGGUCAAAUUAUAAAUAAUGUCAAUAUGCAGGAUGGUGGAUGGUGGGAGGGGGAAAUCAAUGGAAAGCGUGGAGUUUUCCCUAGUAACUUUGUUGAAGUCAUAAAAGAUACCAACCCCAGUCAAUCAUCGUUAUCAGCUACUGCAAAAAUUACAAACUCUGCAAAAAAGGCAAAAGUUGGAUUUCGUUAUGAACCUGAACAGGAUGAUGAAUUAGCAUUAGAGGUUGGUGAAAUUGUAGAAAUUUUAGAUGAUAGUGAUGAUGGAUGGUGGAAAGGUAAAUUAAAUGGAAAGGUCGGAAUGUUUCCAUCGAACUUUGUAGAAAUUUUUAAAGAAGAAAUAAAAACUUCACAAUCAAGUAACUUACCACUAGCUCUUCCAACUUUACCAACAUCUCCUGUUGAUCUUGAUGCUCCAGAUACAAAGAUAGAGCGUACAAAGUCCCAAGGUGGUGUUGGAUUUGGAUUAAAACUUGAAGAUUUAUCUAGAAAUAAAUUAAAAAAGGUUACAAAAGAAGUGGAGGAUCCAAAAAAACCUAUUCAGAAGGUUAACCCAUUAGAAAAUAGCAAGCCAGAGACUCCAAAGCCUGUAGCAGCUCCACAUCGCAAUUUUGACUUGGUUCAGUCUUCAGUUUCUGAACCAAAUAAAACUAUUCAAAAAGCUUUGGUGACAUAUGCUUAUGAGCCAGAACAAGAUGAUGAAUUGGCUCUUACUGUUGGUGAUAUUGUGGUAAUAACUAAUACUAAAGUGUUUGAAGGUUGGCUUGAGGGAGAGUUAAAAGGAAAAGUGGGUUUAUUUCCUGAUAACUUUGUUGAGCUAUUACCAAUUGAACCAUUUAAAGAAGAACCAGGGUGUGAAAUAUCAAAGUCUAAUUUCUCCAAAAAUUCUCUUAAAAGAGCAGCUAAAGAAAAUCCAGCUAUUAAAACUGAAUCCAAGAUGGACUUAACAGAUGUGGAAAAGCUAAAGCCUCAAGUGGGAUUAAAUAUAGCUACUGACAGCAGCAUCUUGAAGCAAGAAUUAGAAGCAAAACUUUCAACAAGCAAUCAAAGUGAGGUUAAAAAAGGAAAACUACCUCCUCCACCUGGUAAUAAACCAAAACCAUUGUUGCCUGUGCAAUCAAAACCUAAGCCUCAAGCUCCUGGUCCACCACCAAAGUCUGAAAAGCCUGAUGGAGAUACUUCAUUGCUCCAAAAAGGUAUGGGACUUCUUAGUCGUAUCGGAUCUACAUCAACUCCUAAAGUUUCUGAUAAGGAAACACAAAAAAUACCAGCUCUUGUUCCAGAGACACAAAAAGUACCUGUAACUGUUCCUGAAAAGGAAGCACAAAAAGAGAAUGUCAAAAAAGAUUUUUUAACAUCAAAAAUAAAAGAAACUUCAAAAACUCUUUCUGAUGAAAGCAAGUCUAAUAAACAAGACGAUAUAGACCUAGACUCAAUUAAACCAACAGAACAAUUAAAGCAUAUGCAAAGAGUCAAAGUUCCUGGCAAGAAUCCACCAUCCACAAUUCACAAACAUAUCGAAAACACGGAUGAUAUCAAUGGGCUGAAAUCUCAAAUAAUUACGCUUACUGAAAAACUGACGGACAUGGAGAAACGUUUUAAAUUGCUCAUUUCUCAAGUAACAGAAGACCUGGAUAACGAAAGAAAAAUUAGACUUAAUCAACAAGUUGAAAUAGAUCGUCUGAAGAAACAAAUGGCGUUGUUAACAGAUCCGGAUAAUUAAAUGUCUAGAUGUUGCAACUUCAUUUUGUCCUAAUGUUUUUAUACCGUCUCUAUACAUGUUUUUAUGGUUUUUUGAAUAGAUUUUUAUACAAUUGUUGUUUUUUGAAGUUGCUUUGUUAACAUUUCACUAAAACUAAUUAAAGAUGACUUUUCUUUUUUUUUUAAGAUAUUCGAUGAUUUUUGUUAAAUCAUUUUGAUUAUCUUACUUUUGAUAAAUGAAUAUUACCAUCUUUAAAGGUUAGCUUCUUUAAAGGUUAUAGAAAGAAAAACGUUGUUUUGUAUUAUAUUUGAUUAUUACUAUUUUUGUAUAUUGUAUUGUAUUAAUUUUUACCUUGCUAUCGAAGCGAGAGUUAACGA
Molecule: messenger RNA, 2323 nt
Organism: Hydra vulgaris (swiftwater hydra)
Lineage: Eukaryota; Metazoa; Cnidaria; Hydrozoa; Anthoathecata; Hydridae
Product: SH3 domain-containing kinase-binding protein 1
Biological process (GO): actin filament organization; cell migration
Molecular function (GO): protein binding
Source: RefSeq, a predicted model, not a curated record